UCAAUAGCAGCAGCAGCACAUCAGCAGCUUGCUCUAUUCCAUCCAGUAACAAUGGCUGCGGCAACCAUGGCUCUGUCCUCGCCUGCAAUGAAGCUCGCCGGAGCCUCCUCCGUCCUCGGCGGCGGGCGCAUCACCAUGCGCAAGGCCACGGCCAAGGCGGCCAGCUCCAACAGCCCGUGGUACGGCCCUGACCGUGUGCUCUACCUCGGCCCACUUUCUGGUGAGCCCCCGAGCUACCUCAGCGGCGAGUUCCCAGGCGACUACGGCUGGGACACCGCCGGGCUCUCCGCUGACCCGGAGACCUUCGCCAAGAACCGUGAGCUGGAGGUGAUCCACUCCCGUUGGGCCAUGCUCGGCGCGCUCGGAUGCGUCUUCCCGGAGCUGCUCGCCCGCAACGGUGUGAAGUUCGGUGAGGCCGUCUGGUUCAAGGCCGGCUCCCAGAUCUUCAGCGAGGGCGGCCUCGACUACCUCGGCAACCCAAGCUUGGUCCAUGCUCAGAGCAUCCUUGCUAUCUGGGCCUGCCAGGUCGUGCUCAUGGGUGCCGUCGAGGGGUACCGUGUUGCCGGUGGCCCGCUCGGAGAGAUCGUCGACCCACUCUACCCUGGUGGCAGCUUUGACCCCCUUGGUCUGGCUGACGACCCUGAGGCGUUCGCUGAGCUUAAGGUGAAGGAGCUCAAGAAUGGCCGCCUCGCCAUGUUCUCCAUGUUUGGAUUCUUCGUGCAGGCCAUCGUCACCGGUAAGGGUCCACUUGAGAACCUUGCCGACCACCUCGCCGACCCCGUCAACAACAAUGCGUGGGCUUUCGCCACCAACUUUGUGCCCGGCAAAGAGUUCGCCGGCUCCCAGAUCUUCAGCGAGGGCGGCCUUGACUACCUCGGCAACCCAAGCUUGGUCCAUGCUCAGAGCAUCCUUGCUAUCUGGGCCUGCCAGGUCGUGCUCAUGGGUGCUGUCGAGGGGUACCGUGUUGCCGGUGGCCCACUCGGAGAGAUCGUCGACCCACUCUACCCUGGUGGCAGCUUCGACCCUCUUGGUCUGGCUGACGACCCUGAGGCGUUCGCCGAGCUUAAGGUGAAGGAGCUCAAGAAUGGCCGCCUCGCCAUGUUCUCCAUGUUUGGAUUCUUCGUGCAGGCUAUAGUCACCGGCAAGGGUCCACUUGAGAACCUUGCCGACCACCUCGCCGACCCCGUCAACAACAAUGCAUGGGCUUUCGCCACCAACUUUGUGCCCGGCAAGUGAGCAUUUGAAGGUCGAGUUCCUAUACUCUGAACUCUGGAUGUAUCAUUAAGAUGUGAUCAUUGUACACAUCAGAGAUGUUUGUAGUUGAGGUAUACUUCCCUGUUGCUCAAGGACCUUUCUGGAACUUGAAAUUUCUACAAGGAAAAAAUGCAAGGUCUCAAUUUUCAUAUUGAAUAUGAAUGGACAUGAUUUGAUCGUUU
This is a messenger RNA of Lolium rigidum, 1436 nucleotides long. Its product is annotated as chlorophyll a-b binding protein of LHCII type 1-like. Gene Ontology annotation, cellular component: chloroplast envelope; chloroplast thylakoid membrane; plastoglobule. Gene Ontology annotation, biological process: photosynthesis, light harvesting in photosystem I; response to light stimulus. The transcript has 4 exons. The coding region runs from base 52 to 1236 and encodes 394 amino acids. Lineage: Eukaryota; Viridiplantae; Streptophyta; Magnoliopsida; Poales; Poaceae. The record is from RefSeq and is a predicted model, not a curated record.